Messenger RNA from Dacryopinax primogenitus, 885 nucleotides. RefSeq names its product 3-demethylubiquinone-9 3-methyltransferase. The transcript is spliced from 3 exons. NCBI's taxonomy places the organism in Eukaryota, Fungi, Basidiomycota, Dacrymycetes, Dacrymycetales, Dacrymycetaceae. The coding region runs from base 1 to 885 and encodes 294 amino acids. Gene Ontology annotation, molecular function: 2-methoxy-6-polyprenyl-1,4-benzoquinol methyltransferase activity. The record is from RefSeq and is a predicted model, not a curated record. Gene Ontology annotation, biological process: ubiquinone biosynthetic process.
AUGCUCUCCGUUAUUCCCAGGCAAUUGGGAUAUUCGACGCGACUAUUCAGGCAUUUUGCGACAAAUGCAGAGUCUUUGGCAAGCCCAACUGUGGACCCAAUCGAGAUUGAGCAUUUUUCUAAAUUAUCUGCUCAGUGGUGGGACGAACAUGGAGAACUUAAGAUGCUGCACAGGAUGAACCCACCCCGUGUCGCCUGGUUGAAGGAGAAGAUCGCGGAACUCAGAGACUUGGAAGGCGAGCCCAGCUCACCGUCGUGGAAGGCACUGGGUGGUUUGCGAAUUCUUGAUAUAGGAUGCGGCGGCGGGCUGCUGUCUGAAAGUCUCGCUCGAUUGGGAGCGUCUGUGACAGGCGUGGACGCUGCCGCAUCAAACAUUGCAAUAGCAAGAAUACACCAGAGUCAUGAUCAUUCCCUAAACAACCUGGUAUAUCGCCAUGCAGCGGUCGAAACAUUAGCGGUAGAAGGUCAGCAGUACGACGCCGUGUGCGCCAUGGAGGUGUUGGAGCACGUAGAUGAGCCGAAGAAUUUUCUGAAGAGCUGUGCUGAAGUUAUCAAGCCCGGUGGUCAUCUUUUCCUCUCUACUAUCUCCCGGACCCCGUUCGCUCAUCUUUUGACAAUCGCCAUUGCUGAGAACACCUUACACCUCGUUUCACCUGGCACGCAUAACUACGAUAAGUUUAUCCGGCCUUCCGAGCUGAUCAAGUUCUUCAAAGACCUGGGCUGGUUAACCGGGACGUACGAAGACCGACCAAACGCGCAGGAAGCCGAGGUUAGAGGAAUCAUGUACUUUCCGGGGAACGGAGAUUGGCAGCUAAGUAACAGAGGGUCGAGCUGGGGAGAGCAGUGUAAUUACUUGUUCUGGGCCAGAAAGCCGAAGACGCCGUGA